Dermatophagoides farinae (American house dust mite) is the source of this 957-nucleotide messenger RNA. The record is from RefSeq and is a predicted model, not a curated record. NCBI's taxonomy places the organism in Eukaryota, Metazoa, Arthropoda, Arachnida, Sarcoptiformes, Pyroglyphidae.
AUGAUGGAUAAUAAUAAACGACGAGAAAUACGCGCUGUUGUUGAUGGUUCCAAGACCUUUAAUAAUAAUAAUAAUAACAACAACAACAACGAUGAUGGAUUGGAAGUCAAUCAAUCACCCAAAUUAUCGGUAUCAACCUAUAAUAAUCGCCGUAAAAGUCAUAAUCCAACCACUACAUUUUAUCUUCAUCGUGGCCAAAAUACGUCAUCCUGUGGAUCAAAAAGUGCUACAGAAAUUCCGGAUUUACCAUCACAAACGAAUGGUAUGGCUAAAAAUGUUCGAAAACAAAGUGUACCUAUUACAGCCAUAUCUACACCUAAAAUUAUUCCGAAAACAACCGCUAAAUCCACAUCGAAUUUGAUUCGUAGAAAUUCUGCUCAACCAAAAAUACAAUUGAAUGGCAGAAAUUCUCAACAAGCUAAAAUACAAUCGUCAUCCGUAUCAUCAUCAUCAUUAUCUUCAAGUAGAAUUACUUCAAGAAGAUCAUUAUCACCAGGAAAAAAAUCAAAUCAAACACCAAAUCGUUCAUCGAAAUUAACAGAUUCAAAACAAACAAAAUCUGCAGAACCUAUCAAUAGAUGGCGAAAUCGGCAACCACAAUCAUCGCUUCUGAGUAGCAGAAAUUCGAAUCAUCAAACGUCAACAACAGCUGCUAAUGCUGCUGCCGCUUCCACAACAACGCCAUCGACAACCAAAACAAAAAAGAUUGGCCAUCAUCUUAGUGAAUCUUCUGCUAAAGUUGUAAUAGGUCAAGUAACCCAAAGAAGACAACGAAUACCACAAACAACCAUAAUAAAAAACCAGUCAAAACAGCCAACAAAAGAAGAAAAAGACGAACAAAAUCCAGUUGAUGACGAUUGCCGAAAAGAUAUUGAUGUUGUUACUCCUAGAACAAUUUCACCAUCAUCGUCAUCUAAACUAAUGUUAAGUAAUUUUUUAAUUGCUCUAUCAUUAUAA